GUUUGAAAGAUAAGGUAAUGUAUAUCCCCAUAUUGCUAAAUAUAAGUCCUUACAAUUCUAGAUGAUAAGCAUUUUACCGGGGCUAGUUCCUUCAGCAAAAUGAACUCUUUGGUGAUUUUAGUCACUUUGACAAUCGCUUCGCUGAGCCACGAAUCGACUUCGUUGGAAGUUGGCAACCAAAAUGUUUCUGCCAUCGAGCAAAUCUUACUGGAAUCUUUCAAGAAAAGACUUCUUAAAGAGCUGGGGUUUUCCACUGUUCCGAAUGUCAGCAACACUACACUCCGAAAGGCUCCACACAUUCUCAGGUACAUGGUCGAGGCCGACAACAGAAAAUACAGCUUGAAGAAACAAGAGGACUACGCAAAAAUUAAACGAAUUUUCUUAUUUCCCGUUCAAGGUGGGCUUAGUUAUUAGUUAGUUAAGGGCUAGGUUACGUUUGCAGUAAAUAGCCACUGUGCAUUUUCGUCGAUACAAAAGAAAAAAAUAUCGUGCAAUAAUUGGAAAAUCAUCAAGCAAAAACCAAGGUUCAAUUCUAAGCGAGCCACGAAUUUAUUACUGGGUAUUAGUAAGUCUUCUUUUGUGGUGGUUCUUGAUUUGAAACAACAUUGUGAUUUCGGUUGUCCGCAGGAGACUGAUUUCCACACAUGGUAACAGCCGAACUCACGUAGCUUAAAAAUGGGGGCAAGGAGCGGCGACCGCAUAGGUUAGGAAUUUUUUAAGAAAACCAAGACAAUAGCGAAACACGGACAGGACACGCAGGAGUUUUUGCACCUUACUGGUCUAUCUUGCUAAAAAAUAGGGGUGUGCAGCAGAGUUCUUUCCUUUUGUACAAAAGGUUUAAUCUGAUACUUAAAGAAAUAUAUUUUUUUCAUGCCAGAAGUUUAGCUGAGUUUUCCAUUGUUCUUUUCAUAGUGGAACAAACACUGACAUGACCUCCGUCAAUGGUUAAGUGUCUAAAAAGCUGGAUUCGGCAACAACUGAUAAAUACGCAAAGAAUUAUCAAGAAGGACUUUGGCUCCUGAGAUUAUAUUUUGCCCUGUAGUGCAAAACAAUAAGGGUUAAAACAUUUUUUUUUGUUGAACAAAAAAAAUUCAUAACACUGAUUAGCGAGUAGAAGUAAAUAAUUAGACUGUGCAAAAAGAAGCAAAAUUAAUUACAAAAUAAGAAUUUUUAAAUGUAUUUCGUUUCCUCUUUUGGUCAUCCAUCUUUCCUAGUGUCGAUAUCGCGUCUGCCCAUACCGCGCUUCGAAUCCAGGGUAGCUGGUGGCAUAAUUUUCCCAAAGUAUAUAACAUAUACGAGAUCACAUUCAUCUUUCAUGAAAACAUGAAUGCUGUCAUAAUUGGUAUUUUUCAAUAUUUAUAACCACUUUAAAUUCUUUGUGUUUCAAUCAAAAUUUAAAGGUGGUGGCAAACGACUGUUUCAUCACGCACCAUAUAUUUAUUGUAUGCUAUGCUUUUAUGCGUUUGAAUGAAUUUUUAUUUUCAAGGUAGUAAACGAGACAUUCUUACACAGACGGUUACUACAGUUGUUGACAAAAUAAUUUUCUCAUUUGUCUCCAAGGAGAUAAAGUUGGGAAAAACUACUUAUUCAAGGUGAAUUCCGGCCACAUGAGCCUUGAUGUCAAAUCUGCAACCUUGUGGGUUUCUAUCACUGGGGCAGCUGGAGAAUACGAAUUGGUCCUUUACAGAGGCUACAAAGCAAACGGAAAAGAUGCCCUAGCAAAAGAACUUUUCCACUCGGAACAGCUCAACAGGACUGGUUGGUACUCGAUGAACGUUACUCUUUUGGUCAAAGAGUGGUUCUCACUGUAUCCUGCGUUUAACUUAAGCUUGGAAAUAGUGACGAAGAAAUCGAAAGCUGUUGGUGGUGGUAUAAGUGGCUCCGCCCCGGAGGCAAAACAACCAUUUCUGGUGGUGAACACUGGAGAGAAGAAAUAUGCCAGCAGAAGGCAAAGAUCAUCAUCAUCAUCAGGUGAAUACCUCACAGAGUGCAAAGACAACGAGCCAAGAAAUUGUUGUCGCGGGCAUAAGCUGACUGUCGACUUUCAAGCCCUUGGCUUUGAUUUCAUCAUCCAGCCCAGAGUGCUAAACACCUAUGUGUGCGAAGGAGUGUGUGCUCAAUCGACCACCGCCAAGAAUCCGACGAGGGCUCAAGUUUUCAUAAACUUAAAUAUGUUUCAGCCUCACGCCUGUUGUCGUCCGAUUGAAUUUACUACCAAAAAAAUUGUUUUCUUUAAGGAUGAUGACCCUAACAAAGCUUACGUAAGAUAUCUCCACGGCUGGGUGGCAAAGUGCGGCUGCGUAAUAUAAUCUGACACGCAUGAUCAUGAUCCCUCAAUUCAGAAACUCUAAGAAGAAUGGACACAAGCUUUGGGUGCAGUGAUUUGUAGUUAGGGGUUUCUUGUUUCGUGGCUAAUGGGUUUUAUGCAUGGUUCAAUUUGACCUGUUACCACCCCCCUGGGCAACCCCUUGGAAAAGUCCAGCCCCUCGGGGCUGGGGGGUAGGGAAUUGUUUGAAGUGGUCCUCUGCCGGGGUUAGGGGGUACCCCCGGCACGCAGAAGGGGACAAUUCCCCACCCCCGAGUUCCUGAUCGACCUCAUAUACGGUACAUCUUUUGAGAACAAUAUUGAUUUCUGUGCAAAAGCAAAACGAGACGUAUGCAGACGUUUAUAAAUGCAUUCUAAAGUUUAUUUAGAGAAGGAUAGUACACGUAAAAUAUGGUUGAAACAUGAACAAUACAUUUGGAAACGAAAACGAAGAAAAACCUUUUUGAGCGCCUCCUUGGUAGAGCACUUUAUAAGAACACUGGAUUGAAUCUCUGUUUAUCUAUAUAUAUUAAAAGCCUUGUAUCUGUUUUCGUAUGAAGUCUAUUUAAGUCGACUUAUAAGUAAACGAGACAGAAGAAAUAUUUCUUUUUUUCUGUUGCCAAAAAAAAAAGUCGAUUCGAGUACGAAUCAUACACAUAUUCGCUAAAAGCAUACCUUUAAAUACAGACUUUAAUUUCGAUAGGUUAUUUCUCUCCAUCCAUUCUCUGGCAAAUUCCCUUGAAAAUAAGUAGUCUUGAGUUAAUUCCGCAGCUUCGUGCAAACUGGGUGAGAAAUAACACGACUUCGCAAAGUCAAAGAGAAGUUAAUUUUGAUUUUCCCCAGGGAAUAGACCACCAGGAGAGAAAAAAAAAGCAAAUUCCCGGGGGUAUGCCCGGGGGAGCACGCAUGUAACAGGUCAAAUUGAACCAUACAUUACACAAACUUUCUCGAUUGCAAUGUUUGUAAGACUUUACCUCUACCGUUUUAAAACAGUGAUGAUGAACUUAGUAGUAAUCACUGUUGUGAGUUAUUAAGAGGUGUAACACUUUUAGUUUAUUGAUGGAAAAGAAGUCAAGGGCUCUUGCUAAAGCCUAACCUUCAAAGCCACUACCACAUUAUUUUAUAGCCUGUUUUAAGACAAAACACCGAGAAAUAAUUUUUCUAGACCCCCUGGAGACAAUAUGCUCUGAAGACAAAAUUGGUCCAUGGUGUUGCAAUGUCCGAGAUUUCGCCUUUCCUCUUAAUCCUUUGUAGAAUUUUCGAUGUGUUCAUAUGAGAGGGUGGGCUGGCUCGGUUCCCGAGAUCUCGGUUUUUCCAACCGUCUUACAUUGCUUGCUGUAUUUUCCACAUCAUAAGAAUCCCAUCGAUACAGCUUUAGGGUUAAAAAAAGCUAUGGUAGACGUAAAAGUUAUAGUUUUCGUGUUUCGUCAUAUUUGCUUUGUUUCUUGAAUUUCUCGCCAAAACUCGUCCCUAGGAUCUUUGGCCCUUUUUCAUCUCGGAAACCAGGCUGAAAUUUCUCAUAUGAACCCAAGGCGAAAUUGGUCCGAGUAACCGGGCUCGUGUUAAGAGGCCCUUAGAACUGUUAAGCAGGCGAAUAAGUUAUUUCACUUUAAUUGUCGUGUACGCGAGCAACACUAUAUCUGACAGAGGUUCUCGACAAGCUUCGACUCGAACGGCAAUGUUGUAAUUAGGAUAUUGCUGUUUUAGGUCAGUUCUGUGCUCAAGUUAUUACUUAGACUACUUAGUGCCUUUACCAUAAACGAAAAGCUCCUGUAGAGUUAUGAAAAAGAUAUGAAACCAAUGUCAUUAGAAAGCACCAUUGGAGUGAUUGAUUUUUUUUUCAGGUAUAUCAUUAAAACGUGAAAAAUUUGGCCCAGCUUCCUCAAGUUUCAAUCCAUUUCCAUCCAGUUUGAGUGCCCUAACUACAGUGUUAAACAAGAAAACGCCAAAAGGCGCUUCUGCGGGAUGUUUUGGACAGUUGGGUACAUUGGUUGGGAUUUGCAGACACUGAUGCAAAGGAAUUGCAAUGUUGUCCUAAAUGAGUCGAAGAAGUUCUCGAACUAAUAUCAUAUCUGUCUGAAUAUCUAAGUUAGUUAACUACAGGCACACCUCAAAUAAUUUUUGAAAAACCAAAAAAAGUCAUAACAGUAGAUAAAGUUUAAAGAGUUCUUUAAAAUGGAAAAUGUAAGUUCGCUAAAAAGAAAACUAAGUACUG
Molecule: messenger RNA, 4520 nt
Organism: Porites lobata
Lineage: Eukaryota; Metazoa; Cnidaria; Anthozoa; Scleractinia; Poritidae
Source: the annotation of a GenBank genome assembly